This is a messenger RNA of Phanerochaete carnosa HHB-10118-sp, 1217 nucleotides long. RefSeq lists its product as uncharacterized. Gene Ontology annotation, biological process: diphosphoinositol polyphosphate metabolic process; diadenosine pentaphosphate catabolic process; diadenosine hexaphosphate catabolic process. The record is from RefSeq and is a predicted model, not a curated record. The coding region runs from base 321 to 731 and encodes 136 amino acids. The transcript is spliced from 4 exons. NCBI's taxonomy places the organism in Eukaryota, Fungi, Basidiomycota, Agaricomycetes, Polyporales, Phanerochaetaceae. Gene Ontology annotation, molecular function: bis(5'-adenosyl)-pentaphosphatase activity; diphosphoinositol-polyphosphate diphosphatase activity; endopolyphosphatase activity. Gene Ontology annotation, cellular component: nucleus; cytoplasm.
CGGCCGCAAAAUCGAGCUGAGCUCAGACGUCUCACCAGCCGCUCCCUCAUAAGACGUCGCCCCUGUCCUUUAUUUCAACGCUCUCUCUCGGCGGUCGUGUGCCCCUCUUCGCGCUCCCACAAAGCCCAGCAGCCAGAGGCUCUUCGCUCCCUCGGUGCUCCAGAACUUCCCGGUUCUCCUCCUCCUCCGUCGUCUUCCCUCUUAAGCACUGGACCAUCAGAAAAUCCUCGGCCAGCCCCAUACAUAGACACCAAAUAUCCCCUUGUCAACAACUGCACUUAUUCUAUCACCUUUACUACUUCCUUUAGACGUCUUUUAUAAUGAGCAACAAGGGCCGAUCGACGCCUCGCAUUGUGUGCUGCGCCAUUCCUAUUGCCCGCGCCGCUGGGAAGGUGCUCUUAGUAACAAGCCGGAAACGGCCAAGUAAUUGGGUCUUACCAAAAGGAGGAUGGGAGUCAUCGGACGGGGUGCUGGAAGCAGCAGCCUCGAGAGAAGCCUUGGAAGAAGCGGGCGUACGUGGGACAAUCACGCGCUUCGUCACGACCAUACCCUCCGCGUCGUCGACAUACCACUUCUAUGAACUCGACGUCGCCGACCUCGAUCAAGAAUGGCUGGAGAGCAAGGAGCGUCGGAGGGAGUGGGUAGACUAUCCAGAGGCGAUCAGGAGGCUGCAGUGGAAGGCAGAACUGGCACAGGGGCUCGCGCUCUCGUCGCUCGCCCCGCGGCGGUGAAUGGCUACGCGCAGUCUUGCCGGCUUCAAACGCGUCGGCGUCCGUUCGUCCACGUCCAAACCUGCGACCAUCUCGAAAUAACCAUCGGCCAGCUGCCUUCCGAGCGGGAAAAGAGUCAGCGGUGGCAGGCCCGCACACCUCGGCAAUCCCAGCAUUGACGGACGCUUUCGGCGAUAGCGCACAUACCCCAGCACCGAGAUCAGCAACUGACCGCUUCGCCGUUGCGCUAUUUUCUUUUGCGUUAGCCACCACCGAAUGUGCUACUCGUUCAUAUAUUGUGCAUGCAUGUUAUCACCUAGAGCUUUCAGUAUACUCACCCACCCAUCGCUUUGUCCUGAGUCGCCUUACAUCGUCGCACUGCAUACCUUACGCCACUCGUAUUUGUUUUCCUUAGGCACGUUACACAUUGCAGCAGUUCGUUUUCCGCCAUCGCACACACUGCGGUCGGUUCUGCUAUCGUGUAUAUUAUCCUUCGUCGAUGUAUUC